AAGAAGCUCAGAAGCGUUUAAAGAUGGCGGAAGAGGACAAGAAAUUCAUGAUUCCAGAGCUACGCAAGAAAUCCCGUCGGGAAUAUUUAGCCAAACGAGAAAAGGACAAGAUGGAAGAUUUGGAAGCAGAGAUCAAGGAUGAGGAGUACCUGUUCUCCGAGCAAGAACUCACCGCUCUUGAGCAACAGGAGCUGGAGUACAAAUGCAAAGUGCGCGACUUGGCAAAACAGUACAAACAGGCUGGAGAGCAGGAGAAGAUGGAGAAGCAUAAUCGGUAUUACAUGCCUGAGGAGAGUCGCAGCAAG
Protobothrops mucrosquamatus (brown spotted pit viper) is the source of this 305-nucleotide messenger RNA. Its product is annotated as pre-mRNA-splicing factor ATP-dependent RNA helicase DHX16-like. The record is from RefSeq and is a predicted model, not a curated record. The annotation marks the transcript as partial. NCBI's taxonomy places the organism in Eukaryota, Metazoa, Chordata, Lepidosauria, Squamata, Viperidae. The transcript is spliced from 2 exons.